This is a messenger RNA of Fusarium verticillioides 7600, 1562 nucleotides long. RefSeq lists its product as hypothetical. The transcript has 2 exons. The record is from RefSeq and is a predicted model, not a curated record. NCBI's taxonomy places the organism in Eukaryota, Fungi, Ascomycota, Sordariomycetes, Hypocreales, Nectriaceae. Bases 341 to 646 code for a protein of 101 amino acids.
AAGAGGCAGGUGAUGACACGGCUCAUCAGCGUUGAGACAAUCAUCCAUAACAGGUGUGGUACCGUACAUAUCCGUCCGUCUGCAACGAAUGGCGGCCCCCCCGCUGUGACAUGGCUCUCGCUAGGGUGCACCUUGCCAAUGCCAGGCUUGACAUUCAUUGCUCAAGCCCUGAGCCCUGGCAGAAAGACGUUUUCGAUUUGUUGCUAGGCUGGAUUUUAGCGUUGCCUUCCGGAGCCAGCACAGGCACAAGGCGACGCCCCCAAACCCCUCCCAGGCUCCCUCCUCUUUUCUUGGCUUGGCAACCCAUCUCAUCUUAUCAUCUAUCGGGCGAUCAUCGUUAAUGAGGAACAAAACACACACCCUCGUCAGAAGUCAGAAGCCAACCUCGUGGGGUUCCGGAUGUUCCCAUCCACCCAUCUUUGGCCCUGAUUGCGCAUGUCUACGGCCCGACGCGUCGACUUGUUUGCAUCACGGUCAAUUGCAGAGCAUGUCAUUCAGCGUCAACAUACUCACCCACGGCGCAGACCUGCGGCAUGCGCUGCGCAGUAACAGCAACAAGGGAUGUCUGAUUCCUCUCCAUAUUGCGAUGGCACUUAUGUUCUUCUGUUCGGCCAGGGUACGUACGCUACCAUACAUCAUCUUGUAACCGCAAUACUUGGAUACGCCCGCAACAAGCAGAUGCGACGUCCUCUUUUGGGUGUCAAUAGGAUUCUUUGCACCUCUGCCAAGUGAGCAACUGAUUGUGGCUACCUAUUGUUCUUCACAUGGACCAAGUCCUAGCUCACAACUGUCAGUCUCUAGCUUGCUCUAUUUGGUUUGGCAGCAUUGUUCUGUGCUCCCAAAACGACCAAAUCUCCCAAGGCUAGUCGUCGGCUUUGCCGUUACGUGAAUAGCUAGAGCUUAUUUGCCUUGACUUUGUCUUAAAGGCACCAAAACGUGUGCAGCUAUCGGGCGCCUCUGCACUACCGGUAGGACAAACAAUCGCCACAAAGUUCUAUCCUGGCUUCUAGCCUGUGUUAAAUGUUUCCUUUACGUCAAAAUAACUGAUUAUGGGAGACUUUUGUGGUAUUUCCUCAUACCACAGCCCACUGCCAUAUCAGCCCCCUUAUUGAUGCUUACCGCGAGAGCCGAACUCAUGCCCUACUAGGAGGAAAGCAAGACAGCCUCGAAUCAAUUACCUUGUCCAACUUAAAGAGGACUCUUACCAGUCACUUCAUUGAUAUGCGUCACCGAUAGCUGCUUGCUCGCUGUAGCACGGGCUCAUUGUUGACCUGGAACAAUUCCUGGCCGUUGAAUCAUUUCAAACCCCUUUCUUCUUAUGCCUCUAAGCAUAUAGCAUGGAGUUACAGUGACAGUAUUGUUUGCCAGGGCCUGAAAUUCAAGCAACACCAAGAGUACUCGGCAAAGACUCUUGAAAAUUACAUUGCAGUCCUUGACACCACAUGGCCUCCGCAAAGUGAUCUAUCGUCUCUCUAUCCAGUCUAGGACUCUAUAGAUAUAGGAUUCAUUCGGAACUGAGUCUAUCCACAUAUGUAACAAGUCUCCAGUUUCUUCUGACCAGG